This is a messenger RNA of Gastrolobium bilobum, 2676 nucleotides long. RefSeq names its product stachyose synthase-like. Bases 1 to 2676 code for a protein of 891 amino acids. The transcript is spliced from 5 exons. Lineage: Eukaryota; Viridiplantae; Streptophyta; Magnoliopsida; Fabales; Fabaceae. The record is from RefSeq and is a predicted model, not a curated record.
AUGGUCGACCACGACACUCAGAUACCCGCCUUUCUCCUCCUCUAUUUUCUGUUCCUUUCAACUGUUCUCUGUUUUUUUUCCCCAUUUUCCGUGGCUCCUGUUGAUGAUCCAAUGAAUUCCACCUUCGAAUCUUCGGAAAAUGUUUUUGAUUUAUCCGAUGGAAAACUUACCGUCCAAGGCGUAUCAUUGUUUUCUGAAGUCCCUCAAAAUGUCUCUUUCAAUCCUUUUUCCAAUGUGUGUCAAUCAUGUUCUGAAUCUUCUGAUGCCCCACCUUCCAUCCUUGAGAGGACUCUUGCACUUUCUCAUAAAGGUGGAUUCCUUGGAUUCUCCCAAAAUGAUUCUUCUGAUAGAUUGAUUAACUCUUUGGGUAGUUUCACUGGUAAAGAUUUUCUUAGUAUUUUUAGAUUCAAAACAUGGUGGUCAACACAGUGGGUGGGAGACUCGGGUUCGGAUAUACAAAAGGAAACCCAGUGGGUUCUUAUUGACAUGCCUCAAAUAAAAUCCUACGUUAUAGUUAUCCCUAUUAUUGAGGGUAGUUUUAGGUCUGCUCUCCAAGCUGGCUCUGAUGGCCAUGUCAUGAUUUGUGCUGAGAGUGGUUCCACUCGUGUCAAAGCAUCAAAGUUUGAUGCGAUUGCUUAUAUUCAUAUGUCAGACAACCCCUUUAGUUUGAUGAAAGAGGCCUACGGUGCUCUCAGGGUUCAUCUUAAUUCCUUCCGGCUCUUGGAAGAGAAAUUGCAACCAAACCUGGUUGAUAAAUUUGGCUGGUGCACCUGGGAUUCAUUUUAUUUAACUGUAGACCCUAUUGGCGUGUGGAAUGGAUUAAAAGAUUUUUCUGAUGGUGGGGUGGCUCCGAGGUUUGUCAUCAUUGAUGAUGGGUGGCAAAGCAUUAGUCUUGAUGCUGAUGACCCCACAGAAGACGCUAAAAAUCUUAUGUUGGGUGGUGAACAAAUGAAUGCAAGGCUUCACAGGCUCGUCGAAGGUGAUAAGUUCAAAAAUUACCAAGCUGGCCUCCUCUUGGGUCCUGAUGCUCCUUCUUUUGACCCAAAGAAUGUCAAGGAAUUAUUAGCACGGGGAAUUACGGUUGAGGGUUUGGAGAAAAAACGUGACGCUGCCAUUGAAUCUGGGAGUUCUGAUGUGACCGAGAUUGAGUCCAAGAUUCACGAGAUCAAAAUAGAAAUCAAUGAUCUAUUUGGAGGAGAGCAAUACAACGCUGCAAAAAGAGAAUGUGGAAGUUCUUCCGGUAAAGAAUUGGAUUAUGGGAUGAAGGCCUUCACAAGGGACUUGAGGACUGAAUUCAAAGGUUUGGAUGACAUUUAUGUAUGGCAUGCACUUUGUGGUGCAUGGGGUGGUGUGAGGCCAGGAACAACCCACCUGAAUUCCAAAAUAGUUCCCUGCCAACCCUCCCCAGGCCUUGAUAGGACAAUGACUGAUCUAGGUGUUGUAAAGGUCGUGGAAGGUUCAAUCGGGCUUGUUCAUCCUAAGAAGGCUAAUGAAUUCUAUGAUUCCAUGCACUCUCAUCUUGCUGAAUCUGGAGUUACCGGAGUCAAAGUCGACGUUAUUCAUACUCUUGAAUAUGUGUGUGAUGAAUAUGGAGGCAGAGUUGAGCUUGCCAAGGCUUACUAUGAAGGGUUGACAAACUCCGUUGUUAAGAAUUUUAAUGGGAGGGGAAUCAUCGCUAGCAUGCAGCAGUGCAAUGACUUUUUCUUCCUCGGAACGAAGCAAGUUGCCAUGGGAAGAGUUGGGGAUGACUUUUGGUUCCAAGAUCCCAAUGGCGACCCAAUGGGAGUGUUCUGGUUACAAGGGGUACACAUGAUUCACUGUUCCUACAACAGCUUGUGGAUGGGGCAGAUGAUUCAGCCCGACUGGGACAUGUUCCAAUCUGACCAUGUGUGUGCCAAAUUUCAUGCUGGUUCUAGGGCUAUUUGUGGUGGUCCAAUCUAUUUGAGUGACUAUGUGGGCUCCCAUGACUUCGAUCUGAUUAAGAAGCUCGUGUUCCCUGAUGGUACCGUACCCAAGUGCAUCCAUUUUCCCCUUCCUACAAGGGAUGUUCUUUUCAAGAACCCUCUUUUUGACCAAAAAACUGCUCUCAAAAUUUGGAACUUCAAUAAGUAUGGAGGAGUUAUUGGUGCUUUCAACUGUCAAGGGGCAGGUUGGGAUCCAAAGGAAAAGGAGAUCAGGGGUUUCCCCGAAUGCACCAAGAUGUCAGUUUCUGGUGCAGUGCAUGUAACUGAGGUUGAGUGGGACCAGAAGAAAGAAGCAACCCAUAUGGGUGAGGCAGAGGAGUACAUUGUGUAUCUCAAUCAGGCUGAUGAACUUCAUUUGAUGACCCCCAAGUCUGAACCAAUACAAUUUACCCUCGAAUCUGUCAACUUCGAGCUCUACAGCUUUGUGCCGGUCAUUAAGUUCAAUGGCAGCAUCAAAUUUGCACCAAUUGGUCUAACAAGCAUGUUCAACAGUGGAGGCACAAUUCAAGAUUUGGAAUAUGAUGAUACUGGUGCUAAGCUUAAGGUUAAAGGUGCUGGGAAUUUCCUUGCUUAUUCAAGUGAAUCUCCUAAGAUGUUAGAGUUGAAUGGUUCUGAAGUCCAUUUUGAGUGGCUGCCUGAUGGAAAACUGACUCUCAAUCUUCCAUGGAUCGAAGAGGCUGGUGGAGUUUCUGAUGUGGCCAUUUGCUUCUAG